GGAGAUGUAAUGACUCCUCCUGGUCGCUGGGUGUCGCUCCUUUUAAUAGAGAUUCUGUAAAAGAGGAAAUGUGUCAUUUUGAGAUGGAUUCGACGGAGGAGGAGGCAGUGAAGGUGCCGUUCGGGACAAAACAUCUGGAUGGAGUUUUGAGUGUCCCAGCAGCCUUGAAUGCAGCUCACACAGCUGUGGUUCUGACCCACGGAGCGGGAGGAGACAUGAACUUCAGACAGCUCAAGUCUCUGGCUCACUGUCUGGCAGCAGAAGGAUUCAUCUGUCUGCGCUUCACAUGUAAAGCUUUAAACCUGGGCUACAGAGUGAGGGCUUUCCGUGCUGUGUAUGACUAUUUGAAGUCACUACAGAGGUUUCCCAUCACUGACAUAUAUUUGGGAGGUAGAUCUAUGGGAUGUCGGGCUGCUGUGACUCUGGCUCGACAGCUUAGUGAUGAAUCGGAGGACACGGUGCAGGGUGUCCUCUGUCUGUCUUUCCCCCUGCACCCACCAGGACAGACACACGCCCACCAGCAGCGCAGCGAGGAUCUCCGGCUGCUGCCUGAGCGCAUGCGUGUGCUCUUUGUAUCUGGCACUGAAGACAACAUGUGUGACAGGGCACUCUUCAGCAGCACAAUAAAGAAAAUGAAGGCUCUGGUUGAGGUUUUGUGGAUACAGCGAGGCAGCCAUGGACUGACGGUGAAAGCAAAGGCUAAGGAAGCUGUGAUGGAUGAAGUGAACUUAAAAGUUGUCACCUGGCUGAAUGGAACAAGGAACAGAGAUUGAAUAUCCUCAUCACAUUUUUUUAUUUAUUGGUUUUGCCUUGGAUUGUGUAAUAAAGUAUUAUUUUAU
Messenger RNA from Salarias fasciatus (jewelled blenny), 839 nucleotides. RefSeq names its product testis expressed 30 (gene tex30). Lineage: Eukaryota; Metazoa; Chordata; Actinopteri; Blenniiformes; Blenniidae. Bases 69 to 773 code for a protein of 234 amino acids. The transcript is spliced from 5 exons. The record is from RefSeq and is a predicted model, not a curated record.